CAGUCAUUUUUCUGAUCAGCCAACGGGUGAACAGAUCAGUCGCGGAGCUUAUGCAGCUACUUAUAUAUCUAUGUGUUCUAGUCUUUCGUACAAGUUACCGUUGUGAUCGUGCAAAUAAAAAUGAACGAGAAGGAGGAGCGCGCCGAUCUCGAGGAUCAGGAUCAGGAGCAGGCUGGCGGCGGGAAAAUGGAGAUCCUGCUGGAGCUGAACCUAAAGCAGAAGCUGGCCACCCGGCUGGGCACCAUCCUGGUGGCCACGGUCAUCUUCGGCGGCUUUUGCUGGGACAACGCCUUGGCCAGCCUAACACUGGGAGCAGUGGUGGCUCUCCUGCUAAGAAAUCCCACCUUCGUCUUUGCCUUGGUGAUGACCGCGUCCAGGGACCUCAAGGCUUUCCAGCGUUUUGUGGCCCUCAACAUAUACCUGCUGAAGAAGGAUCGCGGGGGAUUCACCGUGGCCCGCUGUUUCCAGGAGCAGGCCAGACGUCGUCCCAAAAAGACGUGCUUUGUGAUGGACGAUCGGCGUUUGAGCUUUGCAGAGGCCUUGGAGUUUAGCCAAAAGAUCGCCAGAUACUUUAAGGAUCGCGGCCUGGAGGAGGGCGACUGUGUGGCCCUGCUGAUGGAAACGCGUCUGGAGUAUCCCUGCAUUUGGUUGGGGCUCUCCCAGCUGGGGGUAAUCACAGCCCUUAUUAACUCCAAUCUGCGCGGAGAGUCCCUGCUGCACUCCAUUAAAGUGGCCAAUGCCAAGGCCCUAAUUGUGGGCAGUGAACUCCUGGAUGUGCUGAAGUCACUGAGGGAGAAGGAGCAGCUCGAGGAUGUGCCCAUCUAUCAAUACACAGAUGAAGAGGUACGCGGCGUUGCUGGACAUGAUCUUCUGCCAGGAGCUGUGGACUUGGCUUCUGCUCUAAAGACACAAAAGAAACUGCAGCUACCGAGUACUGCCCGCCCAGAAGAAUCUCGUUCGAAGCUGCUCUAUGUCUACACCUCGGGAACUACGGGCCUGCCCAAAGCAGCUGUGAUCACCAACCUGCGGUUCAUCUUCAUGUCCGCAGGAUCCUACUACAUGCUCAGGAUAUCCAGCGACGAUGUGGUGUACGAUCCCCUACCGCUCUACCACACCGCUGGCGGAAUCGUGGGAGUGGGCAAUGCCAUCCUCAAUGGCUCCACGGUUGUGCUGCGGAAGAAGUUCUCGGCCAGGAACUUCUGGCUGGACUGCAAUCGCCACAACUGCACUGUGGCCCAGUACAUCGGGGAGCUGUGUCGCUAUCUCCUGGCCACGUCCUACGACCCCGAACAGCAGAAGCACAACCUGCGUCUGAUGUACGGAAAUGGACUGCGGCCGCAGAUCUGGUCGCGGUUCGUCCGUCAGUUCGGCAUUCCGCACAUUGGAGAGAUCUACGGCGCCACCGAGGGCAACUCCAACCUGAUCAACAUCACCAACCGGGUGGGGGCCAUCGGAUUUGUUCCCGUCUACGGAUCGAGGCUCUACCCUGUCCAAGUCCUGCGCUGCGACGAGUACACGGGUGAGCUGCUCAAGGACUCCAAGGGUCACUGCAUCAGGUGUCUGCCUGGCGAGGCGGGCCUCCUGGUGGGCAAGGUCGAUGCCCGGCGGGCGGUGAGUGCCUUCCAUGGAUACGCCGAUAAGGGAGCCUCGGAGCAGAAGCUCCUUCGAAAUGUCUUCACCUCCGGAGACGUCUUCUUCAACUCGGGCGACAUGGUGGUGCGCGACAUACUCGGCUACUUCUACUUCAAGGAUCGCACGGGGGACACCUUCCGCUGGCGGGGUGAGAACGUGGCCACCCAGGAGGUGGAGGCCAUCAUCACGAACUGCGUUGGCUUGGAGGACUGCGUGGUCUACGGUGUACAGAUCCCCCAUGUGGAGGGCAAGGCGGGAAUGGCAGCGAUAGUGGAUCCGGACCGCAAGGUGGACAUGGAUUACCUGUCCGUGGUGCUGAGGGGCAGUCUGCCCACCUACGCCCGCCCCUUGUUCAUCCGACUGCUGGACGAGAUUCCGCGCACCGCCACCUUCAAGCUCAAGAAACGGGAGUUGGCCAAAGAGGCAUAUGACAUCGGCCGGCUCUCAGACCCCAUUUACUACCUGAAUCGGGACGGGAUCUACAAGCCCCUCAGCCAGGAGCAGUACGAGUCCUUGCGCUCGGGAAGGGCGGGACUCUGAGCAAGGAGGUCCCUCUUGUGGCCACUGUAUAUGUAUAUUGUGUAUAUAGCAGAGCGUUUGUCUGUCCCAAUGUAUUUGCAACGCUUAAGCAACGACUGAUUCCGAAAUACCAAAAUACCUAAAUGCCCAAAUA
Messenger RNA from Drosophila erecta, 2305 nucleotides. RefSeq names its product long-chain fatty acid transport protein 4 (gene Fatp3). Lineage: Eukaryota; Metazoa; Arthropoda; Insecta; Diptera; Drosophilidae. Gene Ontology annotation, molecular function: long-chain fatty acid-CoA ligase activity; long-chain fatty acid transmembrane transporter activity. Gene Ontology annotation, cellular component: endoplasmic reticulum. The transcript has 4 exons. The record is from RefSeq and is a predicted model, not a curated record. Gene Ontology annotation, biological process: triglyceride homeostasis. The coding region runs from base 121 to 2172 and encodes 683 amino acids.